AUGACGAGACGCUGCGGUACCUCGUCGGCGCCGCCGUUCGCCGCUCUUGCCCUGCUUCUCCUCCUUUCCUUCUCCUGCUGCGCGGCGGCCGCUCGCCUCCUCCCUGCCAGCACUGCUCCUCACGAAGAUUCUAGCGUAAUCGACGUCAAGGCGGCCGACGCUGCGUCAGACGGGCUAGGGGCGCUUCCGGCGGAAGGCGGCAAGGUCGGCAAUGGCGAGGAGCCGGCCCCGGAGGUGACGACGGCGGCGGCAGAGGAUCUCGAGAAGGAGGAGGAGGCGUGCGAGGAGGGGACCACCGGCGAGGAGUGCAUGCAGAGGAGGCUCCUCCACGACGCCCACCUCGACUACAUCUACACGCAGCGCAAGGGCAGGCCAUGA
Molecule: messenger RNA, 378 nt
Organism: Lolium rigidum
Lineage: Eukaryota; Viridiplantae; Streptophyta; Magnoliopsida; Poales; Poaceae
Product: phytosulfokines 5-like
Exons: 2
Coding region: 1-378 (125 amino acids)
Biological process (GO): cell population proliferation
Cellular component (GO): extracellular region
Molecular function (GO): growth factor activity
Source: RefSeq, a predicted model, not a curated record